Lolium rigidum is the source of this 1051-nucleotide messenger RNA. Its product is annotated as phenylacetaldehyde reductase-like. Gene Ontology annotation, molecular function: oxidoreductase activity, acting on the CH-OH group of donors, NAD or NADP as acceptor. Bases 3 to 1001 code for a protein of 332 amino acids. The transcript has 6 exons. NCBI's taxonomy places the organism in Eukaryota, Viridiplantae, Streptophyta, Magnoliopsida, Poales, Poaceae. The record is from RefSeq and is a predicted model, not a curated record.
GGAUGAGUUCGUUGUCGGAGGCCGGGGCAGCGACGGGGACGGCGAAGGUGGCGUGCGUGACGGGCGCGUCGGGAUACAUCGCGUCAUGGAUCGUCAAGCUCCUCCUCGCCCGCGGCUACACCGUGCGCGCCACCGUCCGCGACCCUGAUGACACCGAGAAGACAGCGCACCUUCGCGCCAUGGACGGAGCUGGAGGCUGGCUCCACUUGUUCAGAGCCAACUUGCUAGAAGAAGGGUCUUUUGAUGCCGCGGUUGACGGUUGUCACUGCGUGUUCCAUACAGCUUCUCCAGUCCUUCCAGAUGCUGAAGAUCCACAGGCCGAGCUAAUUGAUCCUGCACUAAAGGGGACACUAAAUGUGCUGAGUUCAUGCAAGAAAGCCUCAGUGGAAAGGGUAAUUUUAACAUCAUCCAUGGCUGCUGUCAGAGUGAACGGGCGACCAAGAACGCCUGAUGUAGUUGUUGACGAGACAUGGUUCUCAAGCCCUGAAGUCUGCAUGAAAGAGCAGCGAUGGUAUGCCCUGUCCAAGACCCUUGCGGAGGAGGCUGCUUGGACUUUUUCAAAGGAUUCUGGACUUGAUCUGGUCACGAUAAACCCAGGAUGGGUAAUUGGCCCCCUACUGCAACCUAAAUUGAACAUUGGUGCCGAAGCAAUCAUGAAAUUAAUCGACGGAACACCUACGUAUCCUAAUGUAAGUCAUGAAUUGGUGAAUGUUAAAGAUGUUGCGAUGGCACAUGUCCUUGCUUAUGAAGUUCCAUCAGCAAAAGGAAGGUAUUGCAUGGCUGAGAGAGUUAUGCACUAUUCUGAGCUUGUAAAGAUCAUACAAGAUAUGUACCCCUCUAUUUGGGUACCAGACGAGUGUGCAGAGGACAAUCCAUUUGUCCCAAAAUUUCAGGUGUCCAAGGACAAGAUAAUAAGCCUGGGAAUCAAGUCGACCCCGCUGGAAACGAGCAUCAUGGAGACUGUUGACAGCUUGAAACAGAAAGGAUUUGUUAAAUUUUGAAAUGAACGAGCUAUGUAGUUAUGCUGACAUUUGUGCUAUGAGUUGUAACA